AUGGUUGCUCUCGACAUCGUCCAUGCAUCAAAUGCUCGACUUCGCGAGCUAGGUCCUGGGCUUGUAGCUCUUUUUGUUGGUGGUACAAGUGGCAUUGGAGAGUUCACGCUCAAAGCCUUCGUCAAGCACGCAGACUCUCCCAGAGUUUACCUCAUCGGAAGAAGCGAAUCCGCCGCAGACCGAAUAAUCACGGAAUGCAAGGGACUGAACAAAGAUGGGAAGGUAGAUUUCAUAAAGGCAGACGUUUCGGAACUGGCAGAGGUGGAUCGAGCUUGCAAGAUCAUACAGGAGAAGGAGAAGAGUGUGAAUCUGUUAUUCCAAACACCAGGAAAUUCGAAUAUGAGAGGUCGAGAUGAGAGUCCGGAAGGUCUGGAUCGAAAGCAAGCUCUCAAUUUCUGGUCUCGAAUGCGGUUUAUCUCCAACCUCCUCCCUCAACUCAGAAACGCUAGCACCCUCCCACCACACUUCGCUCGAUCUGUCAGUCUGCUUGGCACGGGAAAUUCAUACGGAACUAUCGAUUUGAAAGACAUUGAGCUGAAGAAUUCCUUUUCCGCUUACAAGAAUGCCGCCCAUACCAUUAUCAUGAACGAUUUCAUGGCAGAGCAGUACGGCGCUCGUGAGCCAGGGAUCACUUUCAUACACACAGAGCCCGCUAUUGUAAACACAGGCUUCUCCCGCGAACUUCCGCUUUGGGCUCGUCUUGGCACGAAAAUCAUCACGCCGCUCAUCUAUCCAUUCAUGAAGAGUGCAGACGAGACAGGGGAACGGCAAUUGUUCCAUGCAACAAGCGGCAUGUACCCACCGGCUAAACCAGCAGCCAGUGCUUCUUCUGCCAGCGGUGUUUCAUUACCAACUGGAUCUGCCGUUAUGACUGGUGCCAAUGGUCAGGUCGGAAGUGGAGGGUAUCUUGUGACUUGGAAGGGGGAGAGGGCCAAGAAGGCGAGUCUUACUGGCCUCGAUCAAGAGGAAGUGUCCAAAACUAUCUGGGAGAAGACUGCAGAGGUCUUCCAAAGGGUUGAGAAGAUCAAUGAAGAGAGAGGCAAUACUUCAUCUUGA
Cadophora gregata is the source of this 1056-nucleotide messenger RNA. RefSeq lists its product as uncharacterized. The record is from RefSeq and is a predicted model, not a curated record. The transcript is spliced from 3 exons. The coding region runs from base 1 to 1056 and encodes 351 amino acids. Gene Ontology annotation, biological process: secondary metabolic process. NCBI's taxonomy places the organism in Eukaryota, Fungi, Ascomycota, Leotiomycetes, Helotiales, Ploettnerulaceae.